Molecule: messenger RNA, 3300 nt
Organism: Hemibagrus wyckioides
Lineage: Eukaryota; Metazoa; Chordata; Actinopteri; Siluriformes; Bagridae
Product: terminal nucleotidyltransferase 4A-like
Exons: 14
Coding region: 298-2571 (757 amino acids)
Biological process (GO): RNA 3'-end processing
Cellular component (GO): TRAMP complex; nucleolus
Molecular function (GO): mRNA binding; poly(A) RNA polymerase activity
Source: RefSeq, a predicted model, not a curated record
CCACACUGCGCUACAUUGUAAAGCCGAAGGAGCGGAGCGGCUUGACGGUAACGGUCUCGCUGGACAGCCGCGCAGUUUCCCGACUUGCUGCGGAGUUUUAUCCUGAACCGAAUUACGUACGUUUCCGCUCUCAAAUGCAUUUGUUUGUCCGGACGAGACGUUUUUCCUAAAGUGGGUCGUGUUUGUUCUCUCUCUCUCUCUCUCUCUCUCUCUCUCUCUCUCUCUCACUCACUCACUCUCUCACUCACUCUCUCUUUUUUAAAAAAUCCGGUUUAAUUUUGGAGCGCUUAAGCUUAAAUGGACCCCAGGGUGGCUUGGAUUCAGCCCGAGCAGAAAGGACCAGCUAACGCUUUGUGGAUGCACAUCUGGGAAACCUCACACGGGUUACGGACUACUAAUACCUCACCCAGCCCUCGUUUGAACCCGGCCAUGGCGCCGGGCUUGAUGAAAACCAACUCCUCCAGUUGUAUCAGCCCGCAUCCCGUUCAGGUUUCGCCCAGUUUUAUUCUCCCACCUCCGUUUGACCACUGCAAUCUGACCGCACUGAAUGGCACUUGCACAGGAUCGGGGAAGCCGAGUGCUUCACCUAAAAAUGGCUCCUUGUCUCCAUCGUCCUCUUCUCUGGACUCUGAGACGGACAGUCCCAAAUCGGACUCUUGUGACAGCACAAGCACUCCCCAUCCCCGACUCUUUUUCACCUUCAAUGAGCAGCUGCACAACAUCAAUGACUAUUUGCAUCAGCACCAACAGCAGCAUUUGCAUCUCCAAACACAUCUUAACCAACACCACCAUCACCACCGGCAUCCACCACAGCACUUCCCUCAAGUGCCUGAACACAACCACCACCAUCAUCCAGCAAGGAAGAAGGGUGAGAACAAGGCCAGCACUUACGGGGUCAAUAACCCGCUCUCCAACUCCAAUGGUAACCUCUUCCCCCCUGGGACGCCGUGGAAGACCAGGAGAUACAGUCCAGGGGUGAACGGCCUUCAUGAAGAGAUAGUGGACUUCUAUGCCUUCAUGUCCCCCCGGCCUGCGGAAGAGGCCAUGAGGAGGGACGUAGUAAACCGCAUCGAGAGCGUGAUCAAGAACCUGUGGCCUGCAGCUAACGUCCAAAUAUUCGGCAGCUUCAGUACCGGUCUUUAUCUUCCAACGAGCGACAUUGACCUGGUGGUGUUUGGGAAGUGGGAACGUCCUCCGCUCCAGCAGCUCGAUCAGGCUCUGAGGCAGCAGAACCUCGCCCAACCCUUCUCCAUUAAAAUACUGGACAAAGCUACGGUUCCUAUAAUCAAGCUGACAGACCGAGAGACGGAUGUGAAGGUGGACAUCAGCUUUAACGUGGAGACGGCCGUGAAAGCAGCACGCUUCAUCAAGGACCACUUAAAGAAGUACACGGUGCUCCCGUACCUGAUCUUCGUUCUGAAGCAGUUCCUGCUGCAAUGGGAUUUAAACGAGGUGUUUACAGGAGGCAUCAGCUCCUACUGCCUCAUCUUAAUGGCCAUCAGCUUCCUGCAGCUCCACCCCCGAAUCGAUUGCCGGGCGACCAACAUAAACCUGGGCAUCCUGCUGAUUGAGUUCUUCGAGCUGUACGGCCGCCACUUCAACUACCUGAAAACGGGAAUCCGGGUGAAGAAUGGAGGUGCCUACCUCACCAAGGAGGAGAUGAUGAAGGCCUUGAGCAGUGGCCACAGACCCUCCAUGCUGUGUAUUGAAGAUCCCAACUUGCCAGGCAACGACGUGGGCCGCAGCUCUUACGGGGCCCUGCAGGUGAAGCGGGUGUUCGAUUACGCCUACAUCGUCCUGAGUCACGCAGUGUCUCCUCUCGCCCGCUCUUAUCCUAACAAGGACAAUGACAGCACACUCAGCCGGAUCCUCAGACUGACCCAGGAGGUGAUCAACUACAGGGAGUGGAUCAUCCAGAAGUGGGGAGAGAGACACAAUGCCAUAAUCAAUCGCUGCAUUGUCCAGUUCGGAGGCGACACCGAGGAGCAGCAAAGAGACUCUGCAUCUCCACAAAGUGCCGAUUCCCUUAUGUCCAGUCCCCAGCAGCACUCCUCAUCCUCGUCUUCGGCCUCGUCCGUUUCCUCGCUCUCAGGAAGUGACAUUGACUCUGACUCUGUUCCAUCUGGACAUAAAGCCCUGCACCAGAUUUUCCCAGCAUUCCCUGUGCCCAGCUCUCAGCAGAGGACACAAAACGGGACAAAUCCCUCUGAAACCACUUUGUCAAACGGACAGGUUCGUAAGCCCCUCCCCGUGUCUCUACCCCCGCCUGUGCCAGGCAGACCUGUAUGUGUGGACGGGUGUGUGCCACUGAGCAACGGUUACCGCAUAUCCUCGCCCAUCUACCUCGGCCCUCUUCCUGGUCUUCAGCACCAGCCCAAGUUUCAUAAUGUUCAGAGGUUUGGCCCGAAGCUUCCCGGCGGCUUCCAGCCUGGUCAGAUGCCUGCACCUCGCGCCAACCUUCCACAGCACAACCGAAACGCAUGGCACCGAGGAGGAGGCAAACGCCGGCCUCUAGCCUCAGCAGAGAGAACUGCCACAGGUCAAAGCGCUCGGAUUCACCGAACAGGAUAAAGCAGGUCCUCAAGAUGAAUAGGUUAAUACCCAAGCCUCUGCUUUUCUCCUGUAAAUGAACUCUCAUUGCUCGUUACGUUUUUGCAAACCAGAUUAAUCCAUUUUCAGGUACGUCACUAUUAGUGCACUUACUGAACAUUUCAUUAAUGGUCCCCCAAAAUCCUUUGUUCCAAUUCUAAGGUCUAAUGGUUUUAAUAUUUGUUUUGUAUAAGCUAGCAUUAUGCUGAUGCUCAUUCACAUCACAUUUAGUGAUAAAGUCUAUAAAAUAUCGUACAGGGAGACGAGGGUUUUUACCAUUACCCAUAAAAGUCACCUGAUGUAGUUUUUUCAGAUCACAAAUUCUGAUGAAAUAAUACAAUAAAAUAAAUCAUUUCCCCUCCAACUGCAUAACAUUAAGAUCAUAAACAUUUUGGGGGAAAUUCAACUGACACAAUAAAUCUAUAAACUGAGUUUGAGUUAUGAGUAAUCAUUAAAUUCUGCUAUACAUUAAUAAACAACCUUAACAAUCUUGAAUGGACAGAAGGAUUUGAAAUAUAAAUGAGUUUUUGCAGCAUAUUUACAGUUUAAAUGUAGAGGAUUUAUACAGUGAUAUAUACAGUGAUUUUAUUAUGCUACAAUUACAAGUCAAAUCUUCCUGAAGCAGCAAUGUUGCUUCUUGUAAGAAAUUUGCUAAACAAGUUGGGGAAAAAAAACUAACUAAAAAAGACUAAUCUCUCCUCCUUGACUUUA